This is a messenger RNA of Cylas formicarius (sweet potato weevil), 1504 nucleotides long. Its product is annotated as phosphoglycerate kinase. The transcript is spliced from 9 exons. Gene Ontology annotation, molecular function: ADP binding; phosphoglycerate kinase activity; ATP binding. Gene Ontology annotation, cellular component: cytosol. Gene Ontology annotation, biological process: gluconeogenesis; glycolytic process. NCBI's taxonomy places the organism in Eukaryota, Metazoa, Arthropoda, Insecta, Coleoptera, Brentidae. Bases 18 to 1340 code for a protein of 440 amino acids. The record is from RefSeq and is a predicted model, not a curated record.
AUUUCGACGACCUUCAUAUGACAUUGGUUACAUUUAUUGGGGUUGUCAAGCGGUGGUUUUUUUCUGAAAUUGUUGUAACAUCUAACUUGAACAUGUCUUUAAAUAAACUUUCAAUCGAUGCUCUUGACUUAACGAACAAGCGAGUGUUUAUAAGGGUGGAUUUCAACGUACCUUUAAAGGAAGGGAAAAUCACGAAUAACCAACGCAUUGUCGCGGCUUUGGAUAGCAUUAAAUACGCCUUAGAUAAAAAUGCCAAAAGUGUGGUAUUGUCUUCACAUUUGGGACGUCCUGACGGAAACCCAAACCCCAAAUAUACCCUUAAACCAGUCGCUGAUGAACUUCAAAAGCUUCUAAACAGAGACAUAAUAUUUUUGCCAGAUUGUGUGGGUCCUGAGGUGGAAAAAGCCUGCCUCGAUCCCAAGCAAGGUUCCAUAAUUCUGCUCGAAAACUUAAGAUUCCAUGUUGAGGAGGAAGGAAAAGGAGUCGACGCUUCUGGAAACAAAGUCAAAGCGGAUCCAGCGAAAGUCAAGGAGUUCCGCGAAAGUUUGCGGAAAUUGGCCGACCUUUAUGUAAACGACGCGUUCGGCACCGCCCAUCGGGCGCAUUCCUCCAUGCUCGGAGAGGGGUACGAUCAACGUGCCUCCGGCUUUUUGCUCAAAAAGGAGCUGCAGUACUUCGCUAAGGCUUUGGACAAUCCGGAAAGACCGUUCUUGGCGAUCUUGGGGGGUGCCAAAGUGGCAGACAAGAUUCAGCUAAUCGAUAACCUAUUGGACAAGGUUAACGAGAUGAUCAUCGGCGGAGGCAUGGCUUACACCUUCCUGAAGGAACUGAAUGGCAUGAAGAUCGGUACUUCGUUAUAUGACGCAGAAGGCGCUAAAAUCGUCGGCAAGCUCGUCGAGAAAGCAAAGAAGAAUAAUGUUCAGAUCCAUCUGCCGGUAGAUUUCGUCACUGCGGAGAAGUUCGACGAGAACGCGCAAUCCAGUUGCGCGACCGUCGAAGCCGGUAUUCCCGACGGAUGGAUGGGAUUGGACGUCGGACAAAAAACCGUCGAAUUGUUCAAAGAGCCGAUAAGAAGGGCCAAAGUUAUUGUCUGGAACGGACCAGCCGGAGUCUUCGAAUGGGCGAAAUUCGCAAACGGUACCAAAGCGAUAAUGGACGAAGUGGUCGAAGCGACGAAAAAGGGUACCAUAACCAUUAUCGGUGGGGGUGACACUGCUACGUGCGCAGCCAAAUGGGGUACCGAAGACAAGGUGUCCCACGUGUCGACCGGAGGCGGCGCUAGUUUGGAACUGCUGGAAGGAAAAGUACUGCCUGGGGUCGCUGCGCUGUCAGACGCUUAAAAAAUGAUCGGUCGUAGUGUGUUAUAAAUAUUUUUCCAGUCUAGACAGACGAAAGGUAUUAUUUAAAACAUAUAUUUAAUGUUGUAUGAAUGCGGAAGUGUAAUAUAAACCAAUUUCUGUAGUUUCCUUUCGUAUUUUUGAAAAGCGUUUUUUCUAAAUGAUCA